Messenger RNA from Quercus robur (English oak), 3238 nucleotides. RefSeq names its product GPN-loop GTPase QQT2-like. The coding region runs from base 320 to 1564 and encodes 414 amino acids. The record is from RefSeq and is a predicted model, not a curated record. NCBI's taxonomy places the organism in Eukaryota, Viridiplantae, Streptophyta, Magnoliopsida, Fagales, Fagaceae. Gene Ontology annotation, molecular function: GTPase activity. The transcript is spliced from 9 exons.
CAAAACACUCUCAUCUGAUCUCACGCCUCACGCCUCUUGCCUCUUCUCAAACUCCCUGCCUCACUCUCAUCUCACGAUCACUCUCUGCCUCACUGUGUGACUCUCUCACUCACCUGAACUCAACUCAAGCUCACGCAUGCACGCACGCCUCUCAAUUUUUUUUUUCCUUCUCAUCCUGACUUCGUCUGAAAUAAUGAAGUUCUGAGUUUUUUUUUUUUUUUUUUCUCCUUCUCGGUCUCGCCCUCUGAGCUCUGCUCUCUGCUUCUCGGCGUCUGAAGUUCUGGAGCUGGAAUAGGUUGGGAAAUCGAGGGUUUUUGAAAUGGAGAUUGAUUCUGAUUCCAACAAUUUGAAUGUCAAGUCAUCGGAGGAAGGUGCGGCAAUGCAAAUGGAUUCUUCUGACUCGUCAGCCGCUCAAGCAAAGGGUAAAGAAAAAGAGGAGCUUGCUGAGACAAUGGAUAAGCUAAAUAUUGAGGGAUCAUCAUCUGGGCAGGCUGGGACUUCGUCAACCAACUUCAAGAGAAAACCAGUUAUCAUCAUUGUUGUAGGGAUGGCAGGGAGUGGAAAAACAACGUUUCUUCAUCGACUGGUUUGCCACACCCAGGCUUCGAAUAUUAGGGGUUAUGUGAUUAACCUUGACCCUGCAGUGAUGACGCUUCCAUUUGGCGCUAACAUUGAUAUAAGAGACACUGUGAAGUAUAAGGAAGUGAUGAAGCAGUACAAUCUAGGACCUAAUGGUGGAAUUUUGACAUCGCUUAACUUGUUUGCUACGAAGUUUGAUGAGGUUAUUUCUGUUAUCGAGAAGCGGGCAGAUCAGCUUGAUUAUGUUCUUGUGGAUACUCCUGGACAAAUUGAAAUAUUUACUUGGUCUGCUUCUGGUGCUAUUAUUACAGAAGCUUUUGCUUCAACCUUCCCUACUGUUGUCACUUAUGUAGUCGAUACGCCUCGUUCCUCAAGUCCAGUUACUUUCAUGAGUAAUAUGUUAUAUGCUUGUAGUAUACUUUACAAGACAAGGUUGCCUUUUGUGCUGGCAUUCAACAAGACUGAUGUGGCUCAACAUCAAUUUGCCUUGGAGUGGAUGGAUGACUUUGAGGCCUUUCACGCAGCAGUAAGUUCAGACAGCUCGUACACAUCAACUCUAACUCAGAGCCUUGCCCUUGUGCUGGAUGAGUUCUACAAGAAUUUACGGUCAGUUGGUGUGUCUGCUGUUUCUGGUGCUGGAAUAGAUGCCUUCUUCAAGGCCAUUGAAGCAAGUGCUGAGGAGUACAUGGAAACAUAUAAGGCUGAUCUCGACAAGAGAUGGGCAGAGAAGCAACGUUUGGAGGAAGAUCGCAGGAAGGAUAACUUGGAUAAAUUGAGGAAGGAUAUGGAGAAAUCUGGGGGAGAAACUGUUGUCUUGAGCACUGGUCUGAAGGACAAAAGAGAUAAGAGUAAAACCAUGAUGGAUGAGGAAGAUGAAGAAAUAGAAGAUGAAGAUGAUGAUGAUAAUGACAGAUUUACUGACGAUGAAGAUGCUAUAGAUGAGGAUGAGGACGAAGAUGAAGAAGUUUCUAGAUUCUCCUUUUAGUACAGCUUUAAUGCUGACAAAAUUUUCUUGUACCAAAACUUUGUAUAGAAUUUUCAUUAGUAACUAAAGUACCAAAACACUGAUUUAACGCCGUAUUAGUUUUGCAUAACUUGUGAUUCAACGUUUACAGCACUCAUUUUUGCGUAGGUAAGUUAUUAAAGGUUUUGCUGUUUGGUUUGAUAUGGUAUGCAUAACUUUGUAAUUGUACUUCUGCUGCUGUUAUUAAACGCCAUAUAGUUUUGCAUAACUUGUGAUUCAACGUUUACAGCACUCAUUUUUGUGUAGGUAAGUUAUUAAAGGUUCUGCUGUUUGGUUUGAUAUGGUAUGCAUAACUUUGUAAUUGUACUUCUGCUGCUGUUCUUGAUUAUUUAACCUGCCAUUUACAAGUGAAAUGUUGGAUUUUGUAAAUGGAGGGUUUGUCAUUGCAUUUCAGUUGUGUAUUUGUUAUUGCAUUAUUGCACAUGGAAGGUCUGUUAAGAAUGAUGAAUUCCAGAUUUGAUAGAGUUCCUAUCAAUUGUGGCACAUUAUGUUCAUAGAAACUCUUGUUAGCUUGUUACAGCUUCUCUACAUACUUUCUAGUGCUUGCUUUUCUUACUGACAUGCAUCUAUGGCAUGGCUGUGUGAGAAUGUUUGCAUUUGGAUUAGCUUAUUUUUAUCGGUUAUGGCAUGGUUGUGUGCAUUUGUAUCCAACUCUGCCUUUGUUGUCACUUCUGGCCUUAAUCCUUUUAUGAGGCUGGUCCAAGCCCCAAAAAGGAGGGAGGUGGUAAGUUGGCGUCCAGAAUAAAACUUAAUCACCAUAGUUUAUGCAUUAUAUGUUCGUGCAAUUUCUGUAAUUGGGAUAUUCUUAUAUGCAUUUGGAUCCCUUAUGAACUAGGUUAGGACUUGGGAAUUAUAAUUUAGUCAUUGGAUGAAGGUCUGAUGGUAAUAGAACUCUGUGAUGUGGAUUAUACCCAACUUAAUUAUGGCUGAUUUUAUUUUUCAUUAUUAUUUUCUGUUGUGUCCUUUUAUAUUUCAAUGUUAAAUAAAUUACAUGAUGUAAAACCUGUUCAUGCUAUCAUCCAAGUUCGACUUUAAAAAAAAAUUUUAAAAAAUACGAAGUUCAAGUUUAUUUGGUUCUAAUUUUCUACUAAUUCUUGCAGUGAGUAGGACAAGCUAAAGAAGCUUGGUGACCAUAUGAAUGAGAGCCAUCACAGCUGUAGUGUUUUAUAUGAGUGCAGCUGUCCGGAGUUGGAAGAACUUCUACGUACAUGUCGGGAACAUGUUGCACUUGGGGCAAGGCUUACAGGAGCUGGAUGGGGUGGUUGUGCGGUUGCUUUGGUGAAAGAGAGCAUUGUUCCACUGUUUAUCCUCAAUUUGAAGGAACGCUUCUAUCAAUCAAGGAUUGACAAAGGGACUAUUAACAAGAAUGAUCUUGGCCUCUAUGUUUUUGCUUCGAAGCCAUCAAGUGGUGCUGCUAUUUUCAAGUUUUAGUACGAAUCACAUGGGGAUUAUAGGAACAGCCAAGGUCUGCUAUUUACUUAAUUUAUGUUGAGAAACCUCAUGAAAUUCUUGUCUAGUUGAUUAAACUCUGAUCUUAUCAUUUUAAAAAUUGUUCUUGGAAUGGAAUUAUAUGGACCUCCUUUACAAAGAGACAGAUUAAUCUUUUCAGAAAAUAAUAACGAUCUGGCCUACAAA